Cladocopium goreaui is the source of this 1554-nucleotide messenger RNA. Lineage: Eukaryota; Dinophyceae; Suessiales; Symbiodiniaceae. The record is from the annotation of a GenBank genome assembly.
AUGGCACUUCGGGGUCCUCGCCAUUUCCGAGGGGCUGCGAAGGUGAAAGAUAUUUGCUUCCAUCAUGAUCCACGAAGUGGUCAACUGUGCUCGGAUAGUGCAUGCUCGAAGCAACAUAUUGACACUUUGACGCAGGAUGCUGCAGAGCGAUUUGAUAGGGCUUGGAGGGCCUGGCAGACGCGGGAAUCAAAGGCCAAAGAAAGCGGCCUGCAGAAGCCAAAUGCGCCGGAGAAGUCGAUGCCAGCCGUUUGCUCAUCGAUGCCUUUGACCUCCGACCUGCCAGAGCCACCUGGGCUCUUCGAGGUGCCAUGGUAUUAUGACGAGAGAUGGCAUCAAAGAGCCAUGUCUGCUGGAAUGAUUUCCUCCUGCACCUUCCUGGCCCAUUCUAGUCUUUGGUCUUGCAUGCCCCGGUUGAGAAGAUAUAGAGAGAUCCAUCCGGUUCAGAGGCCAGUCUUUGCUACUCAGCUUGGCCGCCGUUGUGGGGAGCUGCUACAUUUAGCCCCACAUCCUGCGGUGAUUUGUGUCGAGAAACCAUACCUGGGUGGCUUUGUGGAAGGCUUCGCACAGACUGUGACAGGGGAGUUCAUUUUAGUGGUAGUAAAUGGAGGGGAUGCGCCUGUCACCGUUGACCAGCAAAGCAUUAUUGGCAAGUUGCCCGGGCUUGAGGCAUGUUUUGCAAUGAAUCUUCACAAAGCAGUGGACGCACGGUUUGUCCCGCUACCCAUCGGCCUGCCACAUCAUUGUGACGGCCUUCAUCGUGGCAACCUUCGCGCUGCAAGCGAAGCUGAAUCUUUGAUCCAGCAGUGCCGUGCGAAAGCAACUCCCUGGAAUUUGCGCAGCCAGCGUCUUUUGGUAACUCCUAUGCAGGCGAACCGCUUGCGUGAAAGGUAUUUAGAGCGACUGUCUUCGCCAGAAUUUGGCGCCCUGGUUCGGGUGGUCACAACCAGGCUGGAUUUCGCUGGUUUUCUAGCACUGAUGGCCGAGCAUCAGACUGUGUUGUCUCCUCCUGGCAGAGGUCAUGAUUGCUAUCGAACGUGGCAAGCUCUGGCGGUUGGGACCGUGCCUCUCGUUGUGGCAGACCCAUGCUUUGAUGAUCGCCUGUACACGAAUGCAGGAUUGCCGACAAUCCCUGGUCCAGAGGAGUUGACGCCAGAGCUGCUUGCCCCUUUGCUCCAGCAGGGUUACUACAUGGGACAUCUCAGUAGAUCUGGGGCCUUGGUCCUGCGAGGCAUUGGCUUGACUGCUGGCAUUGCGCUGAAAAAGUGGCGGAAAAAGGGAGAAAUUGAUUGCGGCUUGGUGUUGCUGACUGGGCAACGCUUGGACUCCCGUUUGCGCAGUGUGGAAAGUAUCGGUCAGAUGGUAGACAGCAUGAUGCUUGUGCAGAUUCUCAGUGGUGGACGCUACACGCCAAACGAGCAGGCCUCCAGCUAUGACCACGAAGCAGUCAUAGCAACCUUGACAGAGCAGCGAAAAGAGCUCCUUGGAGAAGUAGAGGACUCUCAGCCUUGCGGACGGCCACUUGAAGGUGUUGGUGGCCAGCUUCUGUCGAUGUGA